Messenger RNA from Alnus glutinosa, 2974 nucleotides. RefSeq names its product LEAF RUST 10 DISEASE-RESISTANCE LOCUS RECEPTOR-LIKE PROTEIN KINASE-like 2.7. Gene Ontology annotation, molecular function: protein kinase activity; polysaccharide binding; ATP binding. Gene Ontology annotation, biological process: protein phosphorylation. The record is from RefSeq and is a predicted model, not a curated record. Bases 709 to 2841 code for a protein of 710 amino acids. The transcript has 6 exons. Lineage: Eukaryota; Viridiplantae; Streptophyta; Magnoliopsida; Fagales; Betulaceae.
UGUAAGAAAUAUGAAAACGAGUUUGUUCAAAAUUUCUGUACUACCAUAUGGUCUGACUCAAACAACCUGUUUCUGGGAAAUGUUAGUGCUUUCCAUAUAUGACUUAGGCUUACGCCUUAAACAAAUGAAUCAACCUGUUUCUAAUUUCUUGGUCCUGUGCCGGGUGUCUGAUUUGCUUUCAGAUUUUAUUGUCUUGUUGUAGUGUGCGUUUUACUCAAGAAUCUGUCGAAAAAGAAAAAUUCGAAGGGAAAAUGUUAUCAGAAGCCAAAUGGGAUUUGAAAAACACAGAAAAGCCAAACGUAUUGCAUGCGCAGCUGCUAUCCGGCGCCGUUAAAGGAAUGCAAUGGCUUUCAACUGGCCAACGGCACAUGCAUCCAUCCAAAUUAAAAGCCUCACUAUUUUUAAAUUGUAAUUUUUGUUCUUCAAAAAAAAAAAAAAAAAAAAAUUGUUUUCAAAACUUAUUAAUAUCUUUACCAGAAUAAGACAAACAUGGCCUUAAGUUUCUGUCUCUACUGUUCUCUGUUCUGCAUAUAUAGUCAGUCUUAUUUGAAGAGCCAGCACCGAAACAGACACCGUUAAAUGGUCGAGCAAAACAGGACUAGGAGGUUGAUUCAUUUGUUUGAAAGGAAAAAUAAAUAAAUAAAUCACAAUCUACAGCUAUUUGCUUUGCUGUGGAUUGUGGAAGCUAUACCCUCUCUCUCUCCAUCCAUGGCAAGAGGAAUGCUCUUCACUGCUGGACUCCUGGUCCUAAUUGUUGUUCUUGGUCUAGUCCACGAAGCUUCCAGUGCCAACGAUAGUCAUGAUCACUACUGUCCUCCUUCUUCCUGCGGCAAUAUCGAUAAUAUAAGCUAUCCGUUUCGAUUGAAAGGCGAUCCACCAAUCUGCGGUGAUCAAAGGUACAAUCUUUCAUGUGAGAAUAACCAAACAGUGUUAUACUUAUAUGCUGGAAAAUACUACGUACAGGAAAUCAAUUACAGUCUGUACACAAUCCGAGUAGUAGACCCAGGUAUUCAGAAGGACAAUUACUCCUCCAUCCCUCGCUAUUUUCUUAACGACUUCAAUUUCAGUUCAGGGGAUCCAUUUACCCUAUCUUAUCCAGAUAAGAUAAAUGUAUUUUGUAAUAGUAGUGAUCAGAAACAGCCGAUAAAGCACCUUUUGAACAAUGCCCGUAUGCCAGAAACGGGUGUGGUUUGGGUGAAGUGCGAAAAGCCAAUGAUUUAUUAUUCGUAUUUUGACAUGUCAACUUGCUUUAGUAAUGGAAUGGAAUCCUCCAACUCUUCUCUAUUCCAUUCCAAGAGCUAUCGAUAUGUCCAUGUUUUAUAUUCCGGGUCUCUACAGAAUUUGGGGGACUCGUGCCAAAUAGAGCAAAUGUUUCCGACAGCGUGGCCAGUUGCGCCAGUAGGUUACCCAAAUACGUGUACAGACUUUUACGAUCAAGUGGUCUAUGGUUUUAAGCUUUCAUGGAUCCAAGUUUUCUGUGAUCACUUCACAGGAGAUGACAUUUGCAACCUCAAUAACGUGAAGCUCGCUGUUCGGUGCGACUAUCAAAUGUAUGGUCCGUCGAUAUUGGGAAAAGUUAUUGCAGCUGUUAGCAAUAUACUGGUGCCGCGGUUCAUCAAAAAAUUAUUGUUUCAGAUUUCCCGAGAAGACCGAGAAGAUGAGGCAUACAAUCCUUCGCUUAUGCUACUGAUAAUCAUGAUCAUCUAUGGCGGGCUAUACCUUGCAGCAAAAGUUGUAUUGUGGACUCCCUGUGUGAUUGCGUUUUUGAUAUAUAAAUGGUGUAGAAGACAUUUAUCGAUGUAUGAUGUUGUUGAAGAAUUUUUGCAAAGCCACAAUAACCUCAUGCCAAUAAGGUACUCUUACUCAGAAAUUAGGAAGAUGACCAAAAAUUUCAAGGACAAAUUAGGUGAAGGAGGCUAUGGCACUGUAUUUAAAGGAACACUUCGAAGUGGCCGACUCGUAGCUAUAAAGAUGUUGGGUAAGUCCAAAGCUAAUGGACAAGAGUUUACCAAUGAAGUUGCAACCAUUGGAAGGAUUCACCAUGUUAAUGUAGUGCAACUCAUUGGUUUUUGUGUUGAAGGAUCAAAGCGAGCUCUAGUGUAUGAGUUCAUGCCUAACGGCUCCCUGAAUAAUUACAUAUUUUCCCCAGAAGUAAGUACCCUCCUAAGCUAUGACAAAAUGUAUGAUAUAGCUCUAGGAGUGGCUCGUGGAAUUGAAUAUCUACAUCAAGGAUGUGUCAUGCAAAUUUUGCACUUUGAUAUCAAGCCUCACAACAUUCUUCUUGAUGAGAAUUUUGCUCCCAAGGUUUCUGACUUUGGCUUGGCAAAGCUAUAUCCAGUAGAUGACAGCAUUGUCUCUUUGACUGCUGCAAGAGGGACAUUAGGAUACAUGGCUCCUGAGUUGUUCUACAAAAACAUUGGAGGCGUCUCAUACAAAGCUGAUGUUUAUAGUUUUGGAAUGUUAUUGAUGGAAAUGGCGGGUAGAAGAAAGAACUUCAAUGCGUUUGCAGACCAUUCAAGCCAAGUUUACUUUCCUACUUGGGUUUAUGACCAAUUGCACGAUGGAAAGGACAUAGAAAUGGAGGAUGUUACAGAGGAGAAAAAGAAAAUAGUUAAGAAGAUUAUCAUGGUUGCGUUAUGGUGUAUACAGAUGAAGCCUAAUUAUCGCCCUUCAAUGAACAAAGUCGUAGAAAUGCUUGAAGGAAAAGAUGAAAGCUUACAAAUGCCUUCCAAACCUUUCUUAUCAUCAACAGACAGCCCCGUGAGGGAUGCUGGAGAGGAUUCAAAUCAAACUUGGUCUUCGUUUCAAUCAGAAGAAUCAACUCAAUCAACUCAAUUGUAAAUGCAAAUUAUUGAUAUGAGUCUCCUCAACUACAUUCCCAUUAAAUGGGGCAAUUAGUGUUCUCAUCUAUAUUUGAUAGCACAAAGAUGCUUGAUAUUUAUGUGAAGUAAUUGAGAUUGGUUCCUUUGAUUUA